Molecule: messenger RNA, 417 nt
Organism: Rodentolepis nana
Lineage: Eukaryota; Metazoa; Platyhelminthes; Cestoda; Cyclophyllidea; Hymenolepididae
Source: the annotation of a GenBank genome assembly
AUGUCGUCCUCUUCAUCAUCUCGCUUUAAUCAAAUGAGCUGUAGAAAGAUUAGUCUUAACACCGAUAAUCUUGCUAGCCAGCAGAGUUUCCCUGGACGUCAUUUACGUCGAAUUAGAGAACCGGUUUACGUUAGGAAAUAUUCUGAUCGAAUUUUCACUCAUACCCGACUUAGUGGAAUAAAAUCAUCUCUACCAGAAUAUGGUGAGGAAUCUCAAUCAGUGACUGGAUCGGCCGGAAGUCAAGGAGAUGACUUGGCGGAAGUUGAUUUUUCAGACGUGCAUUCCAGUCGUCUGGCUCUCAAUCCUACUCCACAUCGUCGCACUUCAUUCCUCUAUCGGGCUGACUCCAGCGAGGCAGGAUCUCCAUACAGUUCUAGACGUCCAUCAGUUUCGUGUGGAGGUUCGGUGAAUCUGUAA